Molecule: messenger RNA, 925 nt
Organism: Physcomitrium patens
Lineage: Eukaryota; Viridiplantae; Streptophyta; Bryopsida; Funariales; Funariaceae
Source: RefSeq, a predicted model, not a curated record
CCAAAGAAGCCCCACCCAACUUUUGCGUUCUAGUGUAGACUUAUUCUUCGAAAUAAUGGCAACAAACACGGGGCACCGCUUGAUGCUUGUGUCCCAUCUUACAAAAAUUUACAAUGUUGUGGCAACCAUUUACCCCAGGUCACCACACUAAUUUCAAAGGCAUCACCCUAUCAGCUUGCCAGUUGCAUCCAUCAACUCGAGAAACGGGAGUAAGAGGUGCGAAAUCUUGUGAACCAGAUAAAAAGAUUUCCUCAAGUUUGCUGUUUUUGAUUAUCUUGGUUGAAGUGUUCAGUGUCUACAGUAUACUUCUAAUGUUCUCUAUCACAAGCAGUAUGGUUUUGCCUUCGUCGACGUCGAGAGAUUCCCAUUUUGAUAUAGUCUUGCUGCACACCUGGCUUUCAGGAUUUAGGCUUUUUAUCCUGGGAUGUUUUGUUCUGACGUUUCUAACCUACAACAGAUAUUUCCACAGGCAGAAAUUCAGACCCUAGAGUUUGUGAGCUUCUGUUGUUUGUACACUAGGUUCAACUUUUGAAUAAUAAUGAUACUGAUAUGUUCAGUAGCUAAUCAUAUUGGUUUAACGACGGAGGAGGUGCAAUAUCCUUUUCCAAUUCAACUUGUUCCCUUGUAAGCAGCUGAGUAGAUUCAGACUUGGGCUUUUAUUGUCCGAGUUCAUCUUCAUCCAAGAGAAAUUCCUUCGCAAGUCGGGCUAGUGAAGAACGUUGAUUCAUAUUUGCCUAGGCUGUAGAAUAAGAAAUAAUUUUUUUUUUACGGCUAAAAUCUUUCAAUCCAUGUUAUAUGACAACUCCAGUGUAGUCUUGUGUUACUUCUAUAACCAAGCAGAUUGUAAAUUAUCCCACCAGUGAAUGAUAUUAUACAGUACACUGCAAAAACUCAAUAAUCAAAGAAUUAAAGUGUUGACUGUUUA